GCAAGCCAUGUGAUAUGCCUUGGUGACGUAGUGCGUCGCUGUUUACCCGUCCUUGUGCGUGACGAUAUCAGUUUCGUGAAAAAUAAAACUUUAUUGCGUCCGUUAAGAAUGCCUGCCACUGCCACUGCCUCAUCCGCAUUCUGUUGCAAUCUCGCGUUGCCUGCUGCCAUUCUGGUGCUGUUGCUUCUGGGCACUGCAGCAGCAGCAGCCUCGACACGCCGUCUCUCUGACACGAUAAAUAUUGGAUUCCUAGCGGAAUAUUCCCAGAUGAGAGUGACACUUGGCGGACUGCCACUUGCUGUGGAAGACGUUAACAAGAACCCACAUCUCUUGCCGGGCAAAAAGUUGGCCUUCAAGCCCGUAGACAUUGGCAAGCAGAGUACAUAUCGGAUCAAGUCCUUGAGGGCAAUGACCCAAAUGCGAGAGAAUGGCAUCACCGCCUUCAUCGGACCCGACGAGAGCUGUACGACCGAGGCUCUGCUGGCUGCCGCCUGGAAUACCCCAAUGCUAUCGUUUAAAUGCUCUGACUCAAUUGUCUCCAACAAAAGCACAUUUCCCACCUUUGCACGCACUCUGGCACCAGCCUCAAAGGUGUCCAAAAGUGUUAUAAGUCUGCUGAGCGCUUUCCACUGGCAAAAGUUUGCCAUCGUAGUGAGCUCCAAGCCAAUUUGGGGCUCAGAUGUAGCACGGGCCAUACAGGAACUGGCAGAGGCGAGGAACUUUACCAUCUGCCACUUUAAGUAUAUAUCGGAUUAUAUACCAAUCACGAAAACACUUUCGCAGAUUGAUAAAAUCAUAGAGGAGACCUACACAACGACACGCAUUUACGUAUUUAUCGGUGAGCAUAUAGCAAUGGUUGACUUUGUGCGUGGACUGCAGAAUCGACGGCUGCUCGAGAGCGGCGACUACAUUGUGGUGUCCGUGGAUGAUGAGAUCUACGACUCGAAUCGACGGGUGAACAUAAUGGAACGUAAUUAUUUAGAUCCUUAUAUUAGAAAAGAAAAGAGCAAAUCACUGGACAAAAUCUCAUUUCGUUCAGUUAUAAAAAUAAGCAUGACAUAUCCACAAAACCCCCAUAUUCGCGACAUUUGUUCAAAAAUCAAGGAAUAUGCGCGCAAGACUCCAUUCCUGGUGCCAUACCAUCAGCGUGUAUUCGACAACAUAUCGGUACCCAUUUACGGACUGCAUCUUUAUGACAGUGUGAUGAUAUAUGUGCGCGCCAUAUCGGAGGUUCUUAAGCUCGGCGGCGAUAUAUACGACGGAAGUCUAGUAAUGAGUCACAUUUUCAAUAGAUCUUAUCACUCAAUACAAGGAUUCGAUGUUUACAUAGAUUCCAAUGGCGAUGCGGAGGGCAAUUACACGGUAAUCACAUUGCAGAACGAUUUAAGCAGUGGCUCCGCGGGCGGAUCUCUGGCCAAGAUGUCUAUGCAGCCAGUGGGUUUCUUUGCCUACAACAAGCAUUCGCUGAUACCAGAGUUUCGAUACAUAAAGAAUGACAGACCCAUUCAAUGGCUCAACGGUCGCCCACCUUUGGCAGAGCCCCUCUGCGGCUUCCAUGGAGAGCUGUGUCCGCGCAAGAAACUGGACUGGCGGUACCUGGCCACAGGUCCAUUGUGCGCCCUAGUCGUUGUGGUGGCCAUCGCUCUGCUAAUCAAGCAUUAUCGCUAUGAGCAGACACUGGCUGGUCUAUUGUGGAAGGUGGACAUGAAGGAGGUGACGGUCAUCAAUCUGGGUGAAUAUAACAAUCCCAGCAACAAGAACAUAUUUCAAAUCUGUCGUCAAAGUAUCCUUGUGGUUGGCGAGCCCAACAAGCGGUCCUUUACAAAUAUUGCUCUUUUUCGGGGUAACAUUGUGGCCAUGAAGAAGAUUCACAAGAAGAACGUGGACAUCACUCGAUCGAUACGCAAGGAAUUGAAAAUAAUGCGUGAAGUACGUCACGAGAACAUCAUUAAUUUCAUUGGCGCCUCCACGGACCAUGGAUCCGUAAUACUGUUUGCCACUUACUGUGCCCGUGGCAGUCUGGAGGAUGUGCUGGCCAACGAGGACCUGCAUCUGGAUCACAUGUUCGUGUCGUCGCUGGUCUCGGACAUACUGAAGGGCAUGAUUUACCUGCACGACUCGGAGAUCAUAUCGCAUGGCAACCUGCGCUCCAGCAACUGCCUCAUCGACUCCCGCUGGGUGUGCCAGAUCUCGGACUUUGGCCUGCACGAGCUUAAGGCGGGUCAGGAGGAGCCCAACAAAACUGAGCUGGAAUUGAAACGUGCCCUGUGCAUGGCGCCGGAGCUUUUGAGGGAUGCCUAUCGACCGGGUCGUGGCUCACAGAAGGGGGACGUCUACUCCUUCGGCAUACUUCUUUACGAAAUGAUUGGCCGCAAGGGGCCCUGGGGCGACACCGCCUACACGAAGGAGGAGAUAAUUCAGUUUGUCAAGUGCCCGGAACUGCUGCAGCACGGCGUAUUCCGUCCGGCUCUGACGCACACCCACUUGGACAUACCGGACUAUAUACGGCAGUGUCUCUGCCAGUGCUGGGACGAGGAUCCAGAAGUCCGGCCCGACAUUCGACUUGUGCGCAUGCAUCUAAAGGAGUUGCAGGCUGGCUUAAAACCCAACAUAUUCGAUAACAUGCUCUCGAUAAUGGAGAAAUAUGCCUACAAUCUGGAGGGCCUCGUGCAGGAACGCACCAAUUUGCUCUACGAAGAGAAAAAGAAAACGGACAUGCUACUCUACCAGAUGCUGCCCAGAACUGUGGCCGAGUUACUGAAGCGCGGCGAACCCGUGGAGGCGGAGUGUUUCGAUUGUGUCACCAUACUAUUCAGUGACAUUGUGGGAUUCACGGAACUCUGCACCACCAGCACACCCUUUGAGGUGGUGGAGAUGUUGAAUGAUUUGUACACCUGCUGCGAUUCCAUCAUAUCCAACUAUGAUGUCUACAAGGUGGAGACGAUUGGGGAUGCCUAUAUGGUGGUGUCCGGACUGCCGCUACAGAAUGGCAACAGACACGCUGGGGAGAUAGCCUCCUUGGCCCUGCACUUGCUGGAGACGGUGGGAAAUCUCAAGAUACGCCACAAGCCCACGGAAACCGUUCAGUUUCGCAUCGGCGUACACUCGGGUCCGUGUGCGGCAGGUGUCGUGGGCCAGAAGAUGCCCAGAUACUGCCUCUUUGGGGACACUGUGAAUACAGCGUCGCGCAUGGAGAGCACCGGCGAGUCCAUGAAGAUCCACAUCUCAGAGCUGACGUACCAGCUGCUGCAGUCAAUUGGCAGCUAUGUCUGCAUCGAACGGGGUCUGACCAGCAUUAAGGGCAAGGGCGACAUGCGAACCUAUUGGCUCACGAAUCGCCUACAGCCCGAACUGACGCCGGAUCUGAUCAGCACCGUGGACACUGUGGAUGCCUACUGCUCCAUGAGCCGCAUCAGCAUGGAUCACCCACUGCUGCAGUACCGCAGCGCCGUGCCCGGUAACAUUAGAACGGGUGCCUGCAACUGUGCCACAAAAUGCUUAUACAGUCGUCGCUCCGAUGACAACGUGACCAACUCCCACGAGACGCCAGAGUUCCCAAAGAUGAGCGAACCGACGCAGAUCCACUGCAAUCAUUUGUGCGUCUGUCGCUUGAACAGCAGCCAACUGCUCAACAAUCGCAGUCCGCGAUCGGCGCCGAGCAUUACCUUUCGACUAUAGGAUGCCCAUAUCUUUGACGGUGGAGCCUACGAUGGGAUCGGAUCUAUAUCGAGCUAUAUGUUGAAAUAUUUCUUGACGUCCAUCAAUGUUUAUGUUUUUGUGAAUUAAUUA
Molecule: messenger RNA, 3789 nt
Organism: Drosophila obscura
Lineage: Eukaryota; Metazoa; Arthropoda; Insecta; Diptera; Drosophilidae
Gene: Gyc32E
Product: guanylate cyclase 32E
Exons: 23
Coding region: 109-3678 (1189 amino acids)
Biological process (GO): intracellular signal transduction; receptor guanylyl cyclase signaling pathway; protein phosphorylation
Molecular function (GO): ATP binding; peptide receptor activity; protein kinase activity
Source: RefSeq, a predicted model, not a curated record